This is a messenger RNA of Nerophis lumbriciformis (worm pipefish), 3349 nucleotides long. RefSeq names its product WRN helicase interacting protein 1 (gene wrnip1). Gene Ontology annotation, cellular component: nucleus. Gene Ontology annotation, biological process: DNA repair; DNA-templated DNA replication; DNA synthesis involved in DNA repair. Lineage: Eukaryota; Metazoa; Chordata; Actinopteri; Syngnathiformes; Syngnathidae. Gene Ontology annotation, molecular function: ATP hydrolysis activity; ATP binding; DNA binding. The record is from RefSeq and is a predicted model, not a curated record.
GCCGGAAGCAAGAUGGCGAACGACACGACAGACACGCCGCCUGACUCGGUACAGUGUCCAGUUUGUUUUAAAGACUUCAACUCUGAUUCUAUUAACGGUCACCUCGACGAGUGUCUGCUAAAGGGCGACACUGCCCGCUGUUUGUUGACGGACGGCGGUGCACCGCCUGUAAAGAAGUUUUGUUCCGAAGCACCGCCUCAUUUCCCGGACUGUGGCGACCAUCAUACAGCGCCUUCCACCUCUUUGGGGGUAUUCUCCAUGUUUCACGGAAACAAGAAAAAGGUGUCGCUUCAAAAUGACACGGACGCUUCUUUUACCAACAAACACGCGGGUGGAAACAAGGGAGUUAAGCGGAGUUUGCCGGCCGAACCUGAAACUGUAUGUUUGGGAACCCGGAAGAAGAAUGACGGACAAACGUUGAAUGCAGCACAGACUUUAAGCCCACGGACGCUGAUGACGUCAAACAAGCCACUGGCGGCGUUGCUCAGGCCUAACACGUUGGAAGAAUACUUUGGUCAAAGUAAAGUUGUGGGCCAAGAGACGCUCAUGCGGUUUGUGUUGGAAUCUCAGGAAAUACCCUCGCUCAUCCUCUGGGGACCACCGGGAUGCGGAAAGACCACUCUGGCUCACAUCAUAGCCAGCACCAGUAAGAAGAAGGGCACAGCUAGGUUUGUCACGCUCUCCGCCACCAGCUCGUCCACCGCAGAAGUGCGAGAAGUCAUCAAGCAGGCUGAGAACGAACUACGCCUGUGCAAAAGGAGGACCAUCCUGUUUGUUGACGAAAUUCAUCGCUUCAACAAAUCCCAGCAGGACACUUUCCUUCCUCAUGUGGAAUGCGGAACUGUCACUCUGAUCGGUGCCACCACGGAGAACCCGUCCUUCCAGGUGAACUCCGCUCUGCUGAGCAGGUGCAGGGUGCUCGUUCUCGAGAAGCUCUCUGUCGAGGCGAUGGGCUCGAUCCUGGAGAGGGCUGUGGCCGCCCUCGGGAUCCGAGUGCUGGAACAGGAACAAUCCAAUCCCAAAGACACAGACCAAACGGAUGAAAACGAGCCAAAGGUUUUCAUCGAGCAAAAAGCUCUGGACACUAUCGCUUACCUUUGCGACGGUGAUGCGCGAGCAGGGCUCAACAGUCUGCAGCUGGCCGUUCAGGCUCAGGGCGGCUGGAACCGAGCGAGUCCUUUCGGACCAGACGAUUCCCCGAAGGAAAUAGUUGUGAAGGAGAAACACGUCAAGGAGGGCCUCCAGAGGUCUCAUGUUCUCUACGACAAAGCCGGUGAGGAGCAUUACAACUGUAUCUCAGCUUUGCACAAGUCCAUGAGAGGCUCCCAUGAAAACGCUGCCCUCUACUGGCUGGGGCGUAUGCUGGAAGGUGGUGAGGAUCCACUCUAUGUGGCUCGCAGGCUGGUCAGCUUUGCCAGCGAAGACGUGGGUAUGGCAGAUCCCCUCGCUCUUCCUCAAGCUGUAUCUACCUUUCAAGCCUGUCACUUCAUUGGGAUGCCUCAGUGUGAGGUCAAUCUUGCUCAGUGCGUGGUCUACCUUUCACGAGCGCCCAAAUCCAUGGAGGUCCACAUGGCCUACAAUAACGUAAAGGCUUGUCUGAGGAACCACAAAGGCCCCAUGCCUCCCGUCCCGCUUCACCUGCGCAACGCAUCCUCCCGCCUCAUGAAGCAGCUAGGCUAUGGCAAAGGUUACACAUACGAUUCCAACGUGGAGCAGGAAUUCUUGCCCGAAGAGCUCCGGGGGAUCAAUUUCUUCACCCGGACAAACUCAUCGCUGUGACUACCAUGGGAGAUUAAGAAGGGACAUUAAUUCAGGAUUCUGACCUGCGUGAUCCAAGGGAUGAAGGAAGCCACGCGGGUGAAGAUUGUGGGCCUGUGAGGAGUGUUACAGCCUCGUCCAUCUACAAAGCUGGUCACCCCUUGGACGUACCAUCUGCCAUCUUUGCCUUUACAGUUAAGAGGGCCUCCUGAGUCGCCCUACAAAAUGAUGUCAGACAUUCCUGCACUGCCAUCUUUUUUUCUUUAAUACUAAAAAACUCCUCUUACAUGGCAGGCUGACUUGCUGUCUCCUCCUGCGCACACCAUGGUCGUUUUGGCCGAACCUCCCCACCAGUCGCUCUGACUACAGAUGCUGUGGCCCACCACCGGGAGAAGAGCUUGCUGUAGUCUAGAAGCUCGGGGCCCACCGGCUUAAAGGCAGAGAACACAAAUUAGGAAGAUCAUUUUAGAGAGUCUUUAAAUAUUGGUGUGGGCAAGCUCACAGUAGAGGCGACCCCAGCCUAUGACGUAGCAGGACUGGUUGUGGGCUAGGGUAUCUCCCUGCUUUGGUAAGCAUGCCAGCUGAACCUUGUCAUUAAUGACGGCACUCUGCUCCAGCUUAAGUAAAGCAAUGUCGUUCCUAUUACAGCAAAAAUUAACCUGAAAACUGCUGUUUUACAGUAAUCCAGAUGUGGUCUUUAAAAGCGGUGACAACUUUACCCGCAAGACACACAGUUGUCAUUCCAUUUUGGGUGAAUGAUCAUUUUCUCCACACGAAUUGACUGUUCAGGUCCCUCGUCUGAGUUCAUGUCAUGCUCGGCCAGAACCACUCUGUAUGUGUGGAACCUGCAAGAAUCACCGCUGGUUAAUGCUGAGGACUUUAUUGUGUAAAUGUCUCAAAAAAAGGCUCACGUGAUGCAGUGCGCAGCAGUCAAGACCCAGUUUGGAGCAAUCAUGGUUCCUCCGCAGGUCGGGUAGAAUGACUCCAAAGAAUUCCACAUUCAAUCCUCAUUUGUUCAGAUGUAUUAUCUCAGAGCAUUCAAUUGAUCGUUUAAACCAAACAGUCCAGUUGCAAUUGGUUGAAUGCCCUGAGAUUACAAUGACCUAGAUGAAUGAGAACAUUCAUAGACACGCACUAAUGAUCUCCACCAGGUGGCGCUGACAUCUUCCUCAAACUGACUUUUGUAGGACUAUUGGGUAAACUUUAAAAAAUAAAACUAAUAAAAACAAUUGCUGAGUAGAUAAUCAUGUCUUGAAAGGAUUUUCAAUUCAUUAUUAAACUACACUCCAUUCAUCCGUAUAGUAUCAAUGUUUACUAAUUAGAGGUUUAAUGAUAUGGAUUAUUACAGUAAACAAUGUCCGUUUAAAAACAUUACACAUUGUCAACCUUUGAAUUAGUUUGUUGUGUUUGUAUGUUGUGGUAUAGGAUGACAACCCCAAAUUUCAGGACAAAAUGAAUUAACAAUAUUGCCAAUUUGUGUUGAAAAUUAAAUUAUUUGUAAUGAAAACUAAUAAUUGUUUAUUUGCGUGUGUAUGUGAAUAGAAUGGCCUCAUAUUUAUAUGUAUAAACACACUUAUAUACACAACACACA